Auxenochlorella protothecoides is the source of this 1050-nucleotide messenger RNA. RefSeq lists its product as hypothetical. The coding region runs from base 1 to 1050 and encodes 349 amino acids. The transcript has 6 exons. Lineage: Eukaryota; Viridiplantae; Chlorophyta; Trebouxiophyceae; Chlorellales; Chlorellaceae. The record is from RefSeq and is a predicted model, not a curated record.
AUGCCCCAGGAGGCCGGCCCCUCCCCACCAUCUUCGGAGCCUCUCCCAAACUUUGAGUCAACCCCGGCGCCGUACCAGGUCCCUCUGGAAAUGCAGGACAUGCAGCCCAGUCCUGAGGAGCUGACCUCCUCCACAUUUCUGACACACGGUGGCCAGGUGGCACCCGGUUCGGUGGCACUCUGUCUCGCCGUGCGAGACGCCCAUGAGGACAUCCUGGAGUGGCUGCUCCACCACAAGAGGCUGGGGGUGACGCGUGUCUACCUCUGGGACAACAAGUCUGUUCCCCCCAUGAACGCUACCAUCGAGGCCCACAUCGCCAGCGGCUUCGUGGCCUACAACUACUUUGAUCGGUUCACGCACCCCACGGGUGCUCCACAGCUCUUUGCCUACGACAGGUGCCUGGAGGAGGGGCGCCCGCUGCAUGCCUGGAUGGGCUUCAUCGACGUGGACGAGUUCCUCAUCUUCCGGGGGGGGGCAGGGCCCAUCAGGCACCUGGGCCAGUACCUCUCCACCAAGCACUCGCAGGCAGCAGGUCUCGCCGUGCACUGGAUCCUGUUUGGCUCCUCGGGCCACAUGGACCGCCCGGCCAGCGGCGUCCUGCGCUCCUUCGUCAAGUGCCUGCCCCUGCGCCACGCCCAGCACCAGCUGGUGAAGACCAUCGUGCGGCUGGACUGCACCGCCGCGGCCUGGAGCCCGCACGCCUUCCACCACAACUGCAGCGGGCAGAGCGUGGCGCGAACCGACGGGUCCCCCAUCGAGGGGCCGCGGGCGGAGGAGCCCACUCACGUCGACCUGGCCCUGCACCACUACGCCACCAAGUCGCGGCGCGACUUUGAGCAGAAGAUGGUCCGCGGCAGCGGCAUGAAGCGGCAGAGGGGCUGGGAGUACUUCAACUUCGUGGACAGCUGGAGCGUGGUCUGGAACUUCGACGCGCUGCGCAUCUGGGACGACGGCGCCAUCCGCACGAUCCGGGACCCGGCAGCCGCGGCGGCUGCGCUGGAGCAGUACCGCGCCGAGAUGCACGAGGACCACUGGCUCAAGGGGCCGUGA